Messenger RNA from Purpureocillium takamizusanense, 1444 nucleotides. RefSeq lists its product as uncharacterized. Bases 331 to 1350 code for a protein of 339 amino acids. Lineage: Eukaryota; Fungi; Ascomycota; Sordariomycetes; Hypocreales; Ophiocordycipitaceae. The record is from RefSeq and is a predicted model, not a curated record. The transcript has a single exon.
GUUCCCAUUCAUUUUAGAGCGCGCCGACCUCUUGUCGAAAAAAAUCUCCCCGACGCAGUCUUACUGCCCACGCGCCGAUCGCGAUGCCUCUCUCCAAACAGAGUCUGCUGCUCGGGCUAGUAGGAGGGGGGGAGUCUUCAGCCGCUGCAAUGUUGUGGCAGGCGAGCACGUGUAGUUUUUCCUGUCCUGGAGAAUAAUAUCCCUUUCCCGGAUCGAGAUAUAUAACGCGAUGUGCCGUUGAGCCGACUGGUCACCAACAUCUGCGCAUCAAGACAAAUCAUCAGACACAGCGGCGGAAGAGGCUAAACCGUCAAUCAAGUCUUAUCCGCGAUGGGCUCCCUUCGUCAGCUCGCCCUGGCCUUUGCGCCCCUUGUCGUCUCCCUCCUCACCUCGACGACACGCGCCUCCGUCAUCAUCGCAGAGCGCUCCGUCGCCGAGCUCGCCACCGAGCAGUCCAUCGCCCCGCGCGCGGUGGCCCCGUCCGCCUACUUCAAGCUCAACGAGCCCUCGCACGACCUCUUCCGGCACAAGACGCUCAAGGACGACACCGUGCAGCAGAGCUUCGCCUUUGACCAGAAGAACCGCCGGCUCUUCGUCGCCCAGCGCAAGAACGGGACGCCCGGCGACAAGGGCGACCUCUGCAUCACCGAGCUCGACUUCUCCGGCAAGUACGUCGGCCACAUGUACGUCCUGGGCUCCGGGCACGGCGUCGCCAUCGGCGCCGAGCCCGUGGGCGCCGACACGUUCCUGUGGACCGAGGCCAACUGCAAGAGCAACGGCUACGGCGAGAGGCUCGCUCGCUUCAAGUGGGCCAAGGGAAAGACGGUGAAUGUCGGCAGCGGCUCCAACGCCGUCACCAAGUUCAAGCCCUUCCCCUCCUCCAGCAACAUCAUCUGCAACAUCAACGGCCUCGACCAGUCGCUCGUCUGCCGCUACAGCUGCAAGGAGGGCAAGUGCCUGGCCGGCUUCGCCAUCGACAAGGCCCGCAAGGGCGACUUUUCGGCCCCGCUGUACAACGUCCCGCAGCCGGCGCUCAAGGGCCGCUCCGACGUCUUCCAGGGCUACGUGGCCUACGGCUCGUACGUCUACAUGCUGAGCGGCACGUCCAACGACAUCAACCAUGGGAAGCUCGACUCCGAGGUCACCAGCGUCGACGUCAACACCGGCAAGAUCAAGCAGGGUCCCGUCUUCACGGAAGCUGGCAAGUCUCUAGAAUUCCGGGAACCUGAGGGCAUGGGCGUCUACACGACCGCCGCUGGCGAACCGCGUCUCUUCCUCGGCUUUGCGUCCGGCAAGGCUGGCGAUCGCCGCUGCAACCUGUUUUAUAAGAACGUCUUGGUCAAGCCAUGAAGCCUUGCAUAGCCCUGCGGCUCCUGCCGAUGCGAUGCACUCCCACUAGAUGCGAGCCCUAUACGAGCUCGAUUUAAAUCUUAAUAAUUCCUUG